AUGUCAGAUGAAGUAAUCAGCACCUUAAUGAUCAUAACAGUUGGGGAGUUUUCAGUGGGGAUCGUAGGAAAUGCAUUUAUUGUAUUGGUAAACUUCAUGGACUGGAUGAAGAGUAAGAAGAUUGCUUCCAUUGAUUUAAUCCUCACAAGUCUGGCCAUAUCCAGAAUUUGUCUAAUGUGUAUAAUAAUGUUGGAUUGUUUUAUGCUGGUGCUGGAUCCAGACGUCUAUGAAACUGGUAAACAAAUGAGAAUCGUUGACUUCUUCUGGACACUAACCAACCAUUUAAGUAUCUGGUUUGCCACCUGCCUCAGCAUUUUCUAUUUGCUCAAGAUAGCUAAUUUCUUCCAUCCUCUUUUCCUCUGGAUGAAAUGGAGAAUUGAAAGGGCGAUUCCUGGGAUCCUGCUAGUGUGCUUGACCUUUUCUGUGUUCAUUAGCCUUCCCGCCGCUGAGAAUUUGGAUGAUGACUUCAGGCUUUGUGUCAAGGGAAAGUGGAAAAGAAACUUAACUUUGAGAUGCAGGGUAAAUAAAGCUCAAUAUGCUUCCAGCAAGGUAUAUCUCAACCUGUUCACACUGUUCCCCUUUUCUGUGUCCCUCGUUUCAUUUCUCCUCUUGAUCCUCUCCCUAUGGAGACACAGCAGACGGAUGCAGCUCAAUGCCACAGGGUGCAGAGACCCCAGCACAGAUGCCCACAUGGGAGCCAUGAAAGCUCUCAUCUCCUUCCUCCUGCUUUUCAUUGCCUACUAUUUGUCCUUUCUCAUAGCCACCUCCAGUUACUUCAUGCCAGAGACUGAAUUAGCUGUGCUCAUUGGGGAACUGAUAGCUCUAAUCUAUCCUACAAGCCAUUCAUUUAUAUUAAUUCUGGGGAACAAGAAGUUAAGACAAGCAUCUCUAAGGGUGCUAUGUGAAGUAGCACAUACACUAAAGAGAAGAAAUGUCUAA
Pipistrellus nathusii (Nathusius's pipistrelle) is the source of this 939-nucleotide messenger RNA. The record is from the annotation of a GenBank genome assembly. NCBI's taxonomy places the organism in Eukaryota, Metazoa, Chordata, Mammalia, Chiroptera, Vespertilionidae.